GUGUGUGGGGGGAGGGGUUGAAGUAGCUGAUCUGAUGUGAAAGGUGCAAGGAGCUCACUCAUUUUGGCAUGUGCAAUGGGAACAAAACCUGUCUUUCUGGUUACUUGUAAACCGAGAAGUUGGGUCGCCCUGUAUAACUGCGGUGAUUGGCAUUGUAGCUCUGCCUGCGAGAGUGAAGCCUCCAACCGAGCUGAGGCUGGGAACUGAGUGUCAGCAAUGCGGACCCCGGUGGUGAUGAUCCUGGGCUUGGUUUUUGGCCCCGUCGGGUUUGUAUUGAUCCUCACCUGCACCGUGGCUCCUGCGUGGAGAGAUGUGACCGAAAUCCCUGGCGGGUCUCGGGACGAGGUGCACCACCAGGGUCUCUGGGAGAUCUGCAAGGACCUGCAGUCGGUGCGAGAGCUGUCCUGCCAUAUACAGGACGAUGCCUACUUCGCUGACCAAGUGAUAAGCAUCGCAAGAGGACUCACCAUCGCCUCUCUGGUGGUAUCUGCGGCCGGCAUCCUGGUGGCGUCCUGGGGUGUGCGCUGCUGGACCGAUGCCUCCAGCCCUGCCAUCGCCGGGGUGGGAGGGAUCAUCCUGGUGCUUGGCGGGGUCCUGACCCUCAUCCCGGUCUCCUGGUACACCGAUCGACUCAAACAAAUCCCUAACAGCGUGGCUGGCACCAGGCUCACAGUCGGAUACGCCGUGGUCCUGGGCUUCAUUGGAGGAAGCCUCACCGUUAUCGGCGGCGUCACCCUAAUGUUCAGUUUCGGCAAGUUACGGAAAAGCAAGAGUCCAGCCUUUAAGGAUUAUUACCCGAAGAGCUCGGCCCAGCCCGCGAACAGAUAUCCCACUGGGAUUUCCAACCCAAUCACUGUCAUAGACGUCCCACCCUCCAACGGCACCACAGCAACUCCCUGGGAUGAUGAUUUGUGACCAUUCCAUAGUCGCCGAUAAACGGAAUUUUCAACGACAUAUCUCAAACGGUACCUAAACCAAGUAGUUGUUGAGAUAACCAUCACCUGCCAAGUUCCUUUCCAAGGCACACAUCGUCUUGACUUCAACUGAUACUACUAUUUACUCAUCGUUGCUGGAUCAAAAUCUUGGAACACUCAGCUAACAGGAUUGUGAAAUACUUUUAACCCAUAGCUGUCAGCAGUUUAAAAAGGAGCUUCGCUACCAUCUUCUAAUGGGCAUUUAGGCUAGGCAAUGCCAGCCUUGUCAGUGAAGGUAAAUGAAUUUUAAAGAUCCAUUCAUUGCUGAAGUCAAUGGGAGCAACCAUGUGUUAUAUUUCUUGUUUAGAUGCAGAGAGAGGAAGAAAGCAUGAGCCAAGAUUUUUAAAGAAAAAAACUGAAACUAAUAAUGUGUGGAAGCAUUAAACUUUUUGUCAAAUGCCAAGAAAUGAAGAAUAACAAAUUGCAGUAUAAUCUUCUGAACACAAAUGAGUUUACAAGUGAUAACAUUGGGAAUUAAUGAUAUAAUUCAUUGAAAUUGGGAACAAGGUGGUUAAAAAUUGCUUAGUGUAAUUGUGAAAUUGAACCUUAAUUAGCCUCAAAGCAAUCUAUUGUAUAAGCCAGGAAUGGUGGAAUUUGAAAUAUGUUUGGGUAAAUUACUCUUUACUGAAAUGUAAAGGAGAAUCUAGGUUGUUUACAGAAACAAAAUUCAGUAUGUGCAUAUGAUUUUCUGAAUAAAUCCAGUGUCAACAAACAAAAGUUUGGGAAGGGACACAAUUAUUAAAGACUAAUCUACCAGACAACAAAA
Pristis pectinata (smalltooth sawfish) is the source of this 1740-nucleotide messenger RNA. RefSeq names its product claudin-23-like. The coding region runs from base 217 to 915 and encodes 232 amino acids. Lineage: Eukaryota; Metazoa; Chordata; Chondrichthyes; Rhinopristiformes; Pristidae. Gene Ontology annotation, molecular function: structural molecule activity. The record is from RefSeq and is a predicted model, not a curated record. Gene Ontology annotation, cellular component: plasma membrane; bicellular tight junction. The transcript is spliced from 2 exons. Gene Ontology annotation, biological process: bicellular tight junction assembly; cell adhesion.